Molecule: messenger RNA, 1650 nt
Organism: Phyllostomus hastatus (greater spear-nosed bat)
Lineage: Eukaryota; Metazoa; Chordata; Mammalia; Chiroptera; Phyllostomidae
Gene: PATE3
Product: prostate and testis expressed 3
Exons: 5
Coding region: 167-541 (124 amino acids)
Source: RefSeq, a predicted model, not a curated record
GAAGCCAGCUUGAGCUCCCAGGGGAAGCCUCGUGUGAUUGGCUGGCUGCCUUGCCCAUAAAUGACCCCUGCCCUGCCCUGCAGACAGUCUCCUGCCUGUUGCCUAAGGACCCGGACUUGCUGACCCCGGCUUCUUUCCUCCCUGGGCAAGCGACUUCUGCGUCAGGAUGGACAGACACGUCCUGUUGGUCUUCUUCCUGUUCUGCUGCUUUGCGGCAGGGACAGCGCUCAAGUGCAUAACCUGCCACCUUCACCUGACCUCAGAUCGCUGUAGAAGUGGCUUUGGCGUUUGUGUUGCUAAGGAGGAAGAGAAGUGUAUGACUUUAAAGGUCUACAACUUCGGACGGAAACACCUGCUGUCCUACAUGGUGUGCCAGAGGUUCUGCAGAGCCAUGAAGUUCCUGCACCACGGUCGGUAUUUCGUCUACGAGUGCUGCGACCAGAAUUACUGCAACUUCAAACUGGGAGGAACUGGCGCGACCACACUCCAAGGAGGCGACCCCGAGAGGCCCAGUGCAGAAACAUUGACAGGACUAUUCUAGAACCUUGUGAUUCGCUUGGAUCGUUGAGGUGCUGCCCCGCGCCACACUGGUCUCCCUUGGCAUCAGCCCCUGGAGGCUCUGCCCUGCUGGACUGAGGACUCACCUGCCCCACUGCCCACCUGGCUCCGGAGAUGUUUCCUUGCAUGACGCUGACGACUCCCGUGCUGACUCCCAGACCUGCAGAUGGAGAUUCUGGGACUCGGGCUCAUCAUCCCCCAUUGAUUGCUGUGUGUGUGUGUAUGAGAUAUUUCUCUUUGACUGUUCAAGUGUGAGAACGAUAAGAAUGUGAGAUGUUCUGCUUUGGGUGAACCUGCAUUCAGUGAAAGCUGAGUGAAGAGCAUAGUUACUGUGUGUGACUGUUGCCUGUUCCUUGGCACCGGGCUGCUCAGCAGGCAGUGAGCUGAGCAGUCUCCUGGUCGACUCACAGGAAAGACGACACCAGGAAGAAGACACUCGUGACAGCGGCCCUUGCCAGCUUGUCAGGGUGUGCACCCCACACUCAUCGCUCCUCUCCUUUCUCCCUCCUCCUCGCCUCAUCUUUCUCCAUUCCCCUUUUCCUUGACAUCCACGUCCACUGUUACCUCCCCAGCACCCAUGCCGUUGCUGUCCAAAUUCUCCCUCUUCUGAAUACUCUAGCCCCUUUAUUGAUACUUUAAAAAUAAUCCUCACCCAAGUUUAUGUUUAUUGGUUUGAGAGAGAGAAGAAGGGAGAGAGAAAUGUUGAUGUGGGAGAGAAACAGUCAUUGGUGCCUGCUGUACGCACCCCAGCCGGGGACGGAACAUGCACCUGAGGUUUGGGCCCCAACUGGGAAUCAAACCUGUGACCUUGUGGUGCACAGGACGAUGCUCCAACCACUUGAGCCACCUGGCCAAGGCUGGAUGCUUUUCUUGACACUCUCUUCUAAUAAUUUGUCUAAUUUGCCCCAGCCAGUUAUAAACCGCAGCAAGAGCAGGGACCAGGACUUACUCAUCUCUGCUGUUUAACUGGACACCCAGUGAAACUGAUGGACUUUUUCUCUUGCGUCUCUUUAGUCCGCAGCAGUAACAAGGCCUUGGUGCUUCCUCUAGCUGCAUCCACUAUGUCCAGUGUACCGGGAAUGGUAACUCCUA